AUGUUUUAACUUUUCCACUUAAAGAUAUUUCUGUAGUUCGCGAAAAGAAGGAAUUCAGUACAAUUGAAAAGCCCAAGUUGCCAGGUGGAGAAACUCCAGAAUAUAUAAAACAGAUAUUUAUGGAGCAACUAAGAGACUAUUGCAUCGUGAAGUUUAAUUACUCCAACUAUUCUUUGGAAAGCAGGAAUCCUGUUACAGACAGCCAAGUUCGAAAGGCAAUUUAUGAAGUCGAUAUGGAACCGAAAACUUCUCUGGAAAUACUUAGUGCGGAUAAUAAAUUUUUUACCGAUCCUAAUGUUAUUAGCAAAAGUCUCACAAAUGUAGAAAACUACAAAAUUCCUCGUACUGUUACCAGAUACGAAGUUUUCUCCUUAUUCAAUCUCCUGAUUAGCGAGACUCAAACUUUUGACAAAACGCAUCGGAACCAAGCCGAAGAGUUGGAGCGGCGUUGCGGAAACUUUUGUCUUGCGUUUUCAUCCCCGAAGAAUCAGAAGCGAAUCAGAGUCGAAAUAUUGGGCGUUGAGUUGCUUCCGAAGUGCGAUAUUGAGCCUCUGCACGUUUCUGUGGCUCUUCAUGAUCUCGAUGGGCGAAGUAAAAUUAGCGAAUCUUUUUACCCAAACGUGAACACGGACGCUCUUGCUGCUUUAUUAACCAGAAACCAGCACGGAACGGUGGAUGCCGCCACCAAGGCGACCUCCGCAAUCUUCACUUAUACCGCUGGUGCAAGCAAGUAUCUUAUAGUAAAGGCCUACAGGGCCUCUAUAGGAAAUGUGUACGAUCCCUACUCCCGCGAUAGCGAAAACGCGAAGGCCAUCGCUAAGCAUAUUUCUGUCGUGGAGGCUACAAUUUCGCGGGUGGGCGUGUUGUGGCAGCCGUUUUUUUGGUGCUUCCUGCCCCUUUCAGACCUCAACAGCCAUCGCGGGGAGGCCAUAUAUGCUGUCAAUACGCUUUAUAGGCAAGAUCCGUCCUCCAACUUCGAAGAAAAGGACAUCUACAAGCUCAUAUCGGAGGAGUCAGCUAAGAGGAUGGGGUCUUUAAAAAAGCACAAGAUUCUACCAGGCACGUUGAAGCUGACCAUCAUUCGAUUGGAAGAGGGCGACAACGUGCCUAAUUGUGUUGAUCCCAUGAUGCGGCCCUUGUCCCCCUCAAGUGGGCGCGCUGGCGUUGUGCGGAUUAUUCAAGACUUUACCUCGGAUCCCAAAGCCGGCAUGGAGUUAAUGAACUGCUGCUAUGUCUACCCGCAGAACCUCGACUUCGAGAGCGUGAUUCUCUUUAAAAAUUUUAGAAAUCUCGUACUAAAGUUUGAAGUUUUUGAUAGCGACUCCUCUACUGCCGUUCCUCUUUCGUUAAUCUACGGGACUAUGCAAGGCCGCGCGCUUGUUAAGCACGUUUUCUCGACCGUAACCUACCACAACCGCUUUCCCAGCUACCACGAUGAGAUAAAAGUUUGUCUGCCUCUAGCGCUUGCUCCCCGCCUGCACAUCAAAGUUACCAUCUACCACGUGCAUAUCAAAUCAUCCAAAAGGCAUGAUGCCGACCCUCUUGAGCUUAUCGGAUUUUCGGUCUUGCCUCUAGUAACCAAUCAGCACUGUUUAAUCGAGGAUGGUGCUUACAGCCUACCGGUGGCCUUAGAACUUCCCGACCAAUACCUGCGCUAUUGCCCCCUCGGCCAGUUGACCAAUCAAGCAUCUUCUCCAAUCGCCUGGUUGGGUGACGGUCGUCCUCUUUUUUCAUUAACCUUCCGGGCUUAUACCACCCUUCACGUGCAGAAUUCGACUUUGUUGACGGUUUUCCAAAGCGACGGUAGCAUUAAAUCUCGUAGUUUAGUGAGAAAAGAAGGUCCCCUUGACGCGGCCCCAAAUUUGGAGCAUCUGUACGGUUUGCAGUAUGUCCCGAAAAACCAAUUGAGCCGCUUUCUCCUGGUUCUCCUAAAGAAGCUGCUUAGUAUCAUUAGCUGCAGUGACCACGAGACACUCCCGCAGGGCGCCACCACUGCGUUUCUGAACGUGCUGAACAUAGUUAACGAGUCCGGGGGUCGUAGCAAAUGUCUCGACAACUUCGUUAAAUACGGAUUUUCUAAUUUUUCUGGCGAAAAUUCAUAUCUUUUCGAGAGGCUCAUUACCAUUUGGCGAGAUUUUCUGUCUUCCGGGAGCCAGGAGGCCGAAAAUCUUACUCUCAGACACUCGUGGUUCUUAUUUGAACUUAUCGAAAAGAGCGCCAUCUUGUACUUAGAAGAAAAGAACCUGUUUACGGGACCUCGCAAAGGCCGCUUUACCAACCAUGUGACCGCCAAUUUCGAGGCUCUUAUUUCCUUAUUCAGUAAAAAAGUUUACCACGUCGUUAUGUCGGACUCGCAUUACCUUCUCGGGCAAAGCCUGAAUCGCAACCUCGCCUUCUUCCUGCGGAACUGUCUCUCGUAUAUGGACCGCACGGUGGUCUUUGAUCUUAUUCAGCAACACGUGGCCAUUCUGUCGGCUGAUCAGCAUCCGUCCCUUCUUGAAAAUAAGACUUCUUUUAUGCAUGUCGUGCUUAUGUACGAGCACUACUUGCCCAUGUGCCUUCCGCUCCCAACAACUAUUAAAACCUCUGAACUGACCGUCACCAAUCCUCUGUUCCUGGAGCGCCACGGCCUUCUCUCGUUGCUGAUGAGCGAGCUGCCUAAGCACCUCUCCGAACACGUGCUGGACAGACCUAAACGGAGCCGCCCCUUUUUGAUGUUCUUACAAGUUAUUAAAGCUCUUUUUCGCAAAGUAUUUUUUGACGAGCGUCACGCGAACAUGAAGCUAAAGCACAGAAUUGCUUGCUUGCAUUUCCCUCUUGUUCCUUUUGUUUUGGAUAAUUCUGCAAAGUUGUUACACACUUCCAGCGCAGGAGCUCCUGAUGUGGGUUCUACUUUAAAGUUUGCCAGCACUGAAACUCUUCCUUGCCUGUCCGAUCUUUUGGACUUGAAAGAAUCGCGAGACCUUUGUCUUCUGUUUCUCUCUUUGCUUUGCUACUUGGAGAAGGACUUUAUCGUCGCUUGGCUUCAGGAGGAGAGUGUUAUACGGAAGGAGGCGCUCGCUUCCGUCCUGGAGGCAUGUGUUUACCACUUUAACUAUUCCGGAAAGGACGCUGUUGUCUUUUCACUUUUAAAGAAGGAAGGUUCUGAUAAAAAGAAGGUUUCUGCCGAGCUUGCCAAAGUCACGCUUUCGGAGACCUAUGAAAAGUGUCGCCCUAAUAUAUCUAUUAGUAUUAUAAUGUGCUUUCUGUAG
Messenger RNA from Zophobas morio, 3251 nucleotides. Its product is annotated as dedicator of cytokinesis protein 10-like. Gene Ontology annotation, molecular function: guanyl-nucleotide exchange factor activity. Lineage: Eukaryota; Metazoa; Arthropoda; Insecta; Coleoptera; Tenebrionidae. Gene Ontology annotation, biological process: positive regulation of GTPase activity; small GTPase-mediated signal transduction. The transcript is spliced from 38 exons. Bases 120 to 3251 code for a protein of 1043 amino acids. The record is from RefSeq and is a predicted model, not a curated record.